This is a messenger RNA of Parastagonospora nodorum SN15, 789 nucleotides long. RefSeq lists its product as hypothetical. The transcript has 3 exons. Bases 1 to 789 code for a protein of 262 amino acids. The record is from RefSeq and is a predicted model, not a curated record. NCBI's taxonomy places the organism in Eukaryota, Fungi, Ascomycota, Dothideomycetes, Pleosporales, Phaeosphaeriaceae.
AUGUGUGCAAGUUCAAGACGAAGUGACUCUAUUGAGCUGAACACAUCGCCGGUACUGCGCCAGAUGCAUUUUCGCCUGAGACCGAGAGUGUUGACAAUAGAAGCUGUUGUCCUGCACGUACCCGGAAACUCUUUGAUACUGCCGCGAGUCGUCACGAUGGAUGCUCUCGAUUCUCUUGUCAACUUCGCCUGCCUUUUAAGUAGCUCAAACCUCCCAACGAAGUCGAAGGAUGACGCAGAGGAAACAUGCCGGGAACAGGAAAUGCGGAGAACAACGUCGACAGCUGCAACUGCACCUUCAAAGUAUCGUCCUGAGACAGCUAUGGAUCAUACUUGUUCUUCGGCGAACAUACAAGACGCGAUCCGACUCCACGUUCCAGACCACCAUUUCGAUACACAACUGCAGACAUCUUUCAAAAUCCACAAUUCUUAUUCGAUCAAUGGAAAUCGCGUUCAGGAUUAUGUGAACAGAGGAUCAGAAAAAACUGGCUGCGAUCAGCGCGCCCUUAACCGCCAGGGCGCCCAACCCAGGAUCAGCUGUCCAUGCGAUUCGACUGUUUGGACUACAAACGAGACGUUGUUGCCGUACCAGUACUCCGAGUACCCCGCCGGCGCAGGAGAGACAUCAUUAUGCACAUACCCUGGUAGUUGGCCUUAUCAGUGGCUUUGUGGUGAUGAAAGAUGCAUGUGUCGUUCAUAUGCAGCGAUGUCGUGCAGCACCUUCAACAACAUUGCUCCAAGCUCAGUAUACGGAGUGCGGUUUAUCAACCCAGACGAUGAGUGGAUGUGA